AAAGAUAUAGCUGAGGCUGCUGGAUAUCCAGCAACAGAUGUAGAAGUGAUAACAGAAGAUGGGCACAGCCUAUGGAUGCAUAGGAUAGGUAAUUCAUCAGGCCCACCUGUAAUGUUGCAACAUGGAUUGCUGGUUGCUGGAGAUUCUUGGAUAGCAAGAGGACCUGAUAAAGAUCUUGCAUUCUUAUUGCUGAAGGCAGGAUUUGAUGUAUGGUUGACAAACCAACGCGGCACAGUUUACAACCAGUAUAAUUUAAAGUACAGUCGGACAGACCCACGAUUCUGGAACUUCAGUUUCCAUGAGUCUGGCUAUUACGAUAUCCCUGCAUUCAUUGACAGAAUUCUCAAAAUAAGAAAAGCAAAAAAAAUAUUUUAUGUGGGACAUUCUCUUGGUACAACUGUAUUCCUUGUGAUGAAUUCACUAAGACCAGAAUAUAAUUCUAAAAUACAAGGAGCAGCAUUGUUGUCACCAGUAGCUUAUGGACCUGACCCAGAUGCAUUUGGUCCUAAUCCUUUUAUUCGCUUUGCUCUUAAUAAUGCUGAUGCCAUUUAUGCUGGAUUAACGAAUGGAAGGAUUUAUGAAUUCAUGCCAAGAUCAUCGUCAAAUAUUAAAACUGUUAAACAAAUAUGCAGUAAUUUAUCAGCGAGUCAAGAUCUUUGUUUAGACUUAAUUGGACUUUAUGCUGGUGAACAUAGAUCCAAUAUAGAUAAGGAAAAUUUAGGAAAUAUGCUAAUAUAUGGAUUUGCAGGAACAUCAACUAAGACUUUAUACCAUUUAUCUAAAGUAUAUAAAGGAGGGGAAUUUAAAAUGUUUGACUACGGACCAAAAGGAAACUGGAUAAACUACAACAGUUCAAUCGCCCCAAGCUAUCCUGUUGAACGUGUUGUGGCCCCAGUUGCCUUAUUUUGGAGUUACAAUGAUCCUCUUAUAUCACAAGAUUCUGUGCAGAAACUGGCAUCCAAACUACCCAACGUUAUUAAAAUACAAGCUGUACCUGAUCCUAAGUUUACUCAUAUAGACAUGAUUUGGGGAGAAAAUGCUAAACAUAUUCUUUACCCAGAUAUCAUAGACAUUUUCCGUUCUUUGGUUGGCAAAGAUAAAUUUUAA
Messenger RNA from Nezara viridula (southern green stink bug), 1107 nucleotides. NCBI's taxonomy places the organism in Eukaryota, Metazoa, Arthropoda, Insecta, Hemiptera, Pentatomidae. The record is from the annotation of a GenBank genome assembly.